This is a messenger RNA of Scedosporium apiospermum, 894 nucleotides long. RefSeq lists its product as uncharacterized. The coding region runs from base 1 to 894 and encodes 297 amino acids. Lineage: Eukaryota; Fungi; Ascomycota; Sordariomycetes; Microascales; Microascaceae. The transcript has 3 exons. The record is from RefSeq and is a predicted model, not a curated record.
AUGGCCAUACUUCAGCGCAUUACCGGGUUUGCCGGAAAGUUCUUCCUCUUAUUACAAUUAUGGGCCCUUGUCUGCCUAUCCGAUACGCCCGCGGAUUUCUGUUCGAGCAUCAAUACCGCAUCUACCAAUGCUAACCUAAGCAUCUUCCAAAGUCAUGGCCUCUGUGGCGACUUCUGCCGAGGCGAUUAUGCCUACGCGGUAUUGAACUACCAGUCAUGCUGGUGCUCCGAUUACACUCCCAGUGAUUCCACACUCGUCGGUAACGAUAAAUGCAAUACCGGCUGUCCUGGCUACUCGGAGUUGUGUGGUGGUGAAGGAGUCUACGGCUACCUUGAACUUGGAAAGAAUCCCAAGGGAACCAAGGGCAGUAGUAGUGACGGAUCAUCUGUUUCGACAGUGAGUACGCCCGAUGGCAUCCGCACCGUUACCGUCAUACCCACCGCUGGUGACGGGUCACAGGGCGCUGGCAAUGAACCCGUAAAAGAGAAGGGCCCGAGCUCGGGAAAGAUUGCCGGAAUAGUUAUUGGCGUCGUGUUAGGCAUCGCAGCACUGGUGGCCAUCGGAUGGUUCAUCAUCAGACGACGGCGUGCCAACGAGCAGGGAGGCGGCACAUUCGAAAAUCGAAGCUCCCACUCCUCAGCCUUCGCUGGCUGGGGCUCCGAUGCGAGAGAGAAGGAUCCACCGUCGGCUUCGAGCGGAAUUAUGGCUGGUGGUGCCGCAGGCGAUCGAAAUAGCCGACUAAUGCCAGUGGAUCCCCGAAUGGAUCCUUUCACCUCUGCCCGAACCAAGAGCCGAGAAAGCGUUAAUACUCUGCACGAUGAUCAAGACUACUCUCGCCGGGUACAUCAACCACGAGUCCUCCGGGCCAUGAACCCGGAUCCUGUCGAAGAAUGA